This is a messenger RNA of Austrofundulus limnaeus, 1768 nucleotides long. RefSeq names its product serum response factor. Gene Ontology annotation, molecular function: cis-regulatory region sequence-specific DNA binding; DNA-binding transcription factor activity, RNA polymerase II-specific; protein dimerization activity. The record is from RefSeq and is a predicted model, not a curated record. Lineage: Eukaryota; Metazoa; Chordata; Actinopteri; Cyprinodontiformes; Rivulidae. Gene Ontology annotation, biological process: positive regulation of transcription by RNA polymerase II.
GGUUCAGUCUGAAGUUCUACCGGAAGUGAGCUGUUUUGACCAUAUAAAGCGAGCCUGACCAUAAAAGGAAGGCUGAUUUGUUUUAAAUGAGAUAAAGUAGUUCCAGUACAUGUGUGUAUCACAGCGCUCAUUAAGUCGCAGUUUAGCGGGAUCAGACCGUGCACAGGAGACAGCUUCAGUAAAAUGUGUUCAGGUUAAGGAAGCCGGGGAGGUUUUUUUUUUUUUGUUGUGGAACUACAUUUAAAGGCGGACGGGUAUGUGCGGAUGCUGCCGGUCAUUUCCUUAUGUGGAGCGGAGUGAUCUGGUAGGCGGGCCUCGCUGUUAGCUGCAGAAAACAACUUUAAAAGUCUUUAUGUUUUCGGUGAAUUCACGCAGGAAAUGUUGCGUGUUUUUCAGCGGUAGGAGCGAGUUGCGGGCCGGUAGGAGCUGCGGGCCGGUUGGACCGGGCCACAGGCCGCUGACCCCCGCAGGCCGGUGAAGAACAGCGGCUCUACUUGUUGAACGGUAGCCGAGCUGCUAGCGGCGCUGCCGGGCCUCACAGCUCCCAGACCCGGGCACCGCUGCCUGCCUGGGCCGGCCGGCAGGAGGAGGCUGCAGGCCCUGCCAGCACCAGAACACGGGCCCGGAAUGGGCACCAGAACCGAACCAGGGAGCACCGCCGGGACCGCYCCGAACAUCGACACCGAUGGAGGCCGACUGGAGGACCGGGAGUACAGCACCGAGGUGGCCUUCAGCGGCUCCGACCUGGACUCCGAGUCCGGGGACGAAGACGACACCGGAGGAUCUGGCGGGGACAAGAGGGGCGUGAAGCGGGAGAGGAGCGGCAGGGAGGACGGUCACCCAWCGGGACACUCCUCCGGAGGACUGAGCCGGGGGUACGGGGGGCUGAGCUCCGCUGUGUCCGGGGUCAGACCCGGGAAGAAGACCCGGGGCCGGGUCAAGAUCAAGAUGGAAUUCAUCGACAACAAACUGAGAAGGUACACUACGUUCAGCAAGAGGAAGACCGGCAUCAUGAAGAAGGCCUACGAGCUGUCCACGCUCACAGGUACGCAGGUGUUGCUGUUGGUAGCCAGUGAGACGGGUCACGUUUACACGUUUGCCACCAGGAAGCUGCAGCCUAUGAUCACGUCAGAGACCGGGAAGGCUCUGAUCCAGACCUGCCUGAACUCUCCGGACUCCCCGCCUCGCUCCGACCCGUCUUCUGACCAGAGGAUGAGCGCCACCGGCUUCGAAGAGACCGACCUCACCUACCAGGUGACGGAGACGGACGGCUGCCCGGAGGGCCCGAAGGACAUGAUCAAACCAACGUUCACCCUGGCAGCAACCACUCUUCCCUCCUCUUCCUCCUCCUCUUCUUCCUCCCUGGCCAUGCAGGUGCAGACCAGCGCCCCCUCCUGGCAGCCCUCCUCCUCCAAUGGGACGGUGUUAAAAACAUCAGCAGGUGUUGUACUUCCUGGAGGAAUCGCUUUGAUGUCAGGAACUGGAGUGUCUCAACAUGUGCAGACCAUCCAGGUUCAGCCCAGCUCCCAGCAGGCCUCCACCAAUCAGAGCAGCUCUGACAUUCACAGUCCCGCCUCCUCCUCAGCCAGUCUUCCAGUCUCUAUCGUGUCCUCCUCUUCGUGCUCUUCUUCCUCAGUGGCAGGUCACAUGAUGUACCCCGGCAGUCACACCGUGAUGUAUGCCACGCCCACAUCCUCACUGACUGACGGCAGCCUCACAGUCCUCAACACCUUCCCCCCAACAGGCCACGCCCAGUCACAUGACCCAG